AGCCCAGCCCAGCCCAGCCCAGCCCAGCCUAGCCUAGCCGGGUGCGGUGCGAGCGCUGCCGGGGCUGAGCCGCCCGUCGGCGGGCGCUGCGCGGAGCCAGGCACAGAAAACGGGUAAUAACUGAAGACAACCUCACAGUAGGAAAGUGAGAUCAGACUGGCAACGCAUCCGUGAGUGGCAUGAUUGAAGACAAGACAACAAGCAGGCUGCAGCAAAAGGUGUGAGCUUCAUACUUUAUCCCUGAAACUAGGUAACAGCUGAAGAGAUCAAAAUGAUUCCAAAUUACUCCACUGAAGAAACUGUUAAAAGAAUCCACGUCGACUGCCCCGUUUCAGGGAGGCACAGUUACAUCUACAUUAUGGUUCCGACCGUCUACAGCAUCAUCUUCAUCAUAGGCAUAUUUGGGAACAGCCUGGUCGUUAUUGUCAUCUACUGCUACAUGAAAUUAAAAACAGUGGCCAGCAUCUUUCUUCUAAACCUGGCACUGGCUGACUUGUGCUUUUUAAUAACUCUGCCCCUCUGGGCAGCCUACACAGCCAUGGAGUACCAGUGGCCUUUCGGCAACUGUCUGUGUAAGUUGGCGUCAGCGGGGAUAAGUUUCAACCUCUAUGCCAGCGUGUUCCUGCUCACGUGCCUCAGCAUCGACCGGUACCUGGCCAUAGUGCACCCGGUGAAGUCCCGAAUCCGCCGUACCAUGUUUGUGGCCAGGAUAACCUGCAUUGCCAUCUGGCUUCUCGCCGGCGUGGCCAGUCUGCCCGUCAUCAUCCACCGCAACAUCUUCUUUGCUGAGAACUUGAACAUGACAGUCUGUGGCUUUCGGUAUGACAACAAUAACACGACGCUCCGGGUUGGAUUAGGUCUGUCCAAAAAUUUGCUGGGCUUUUUAAUUCCUUUUCUGAUCAUAUUAACAAGCUACACCUUAAUUUGGAAGACCUUGAAGGAGGCAUAUCAAAUUCAGAAAAAUAAGACUAGAAAUGAUGAUAUAUUUAAGAUGAUUGUGGCAAUAGUGUUUUUCUUCUUCUUUUCCUGGAUUCCUCAUCAAGUGUUCACUUUUCUGGAUGUGUUAAUUCAGUUACAUGUAAUAACAGACUGCAAAAUCACUGAUAUUGUGGACACGGCUAUGCCCUUCACCAUUUGUAUUGCCUACUUUAACAACUGUCUGAAUCCCUUCUUUUAUGUUUUUUUUGGAAAAAACUUUAAAAAAUAUUUCCUCCAGCUAAUUAAAUACAUUCCACCAAAUGUCAGCACACAUCCAAGCCUAACAACAAAAAUGAGCUCCCUCUCAUAUCGGCCAACAGAGAACAUACGUUUGCACACUAAAAAAACUGCUGGGCCUUUUGACACUGAUUGAUGCGUUUUGCAAUGCACUUACUUUGAACAACCUUGUGUACGAAGCAGCAAGAAUGGCAAGACUCAUCUGCAGUCCUGAACAUCACAGCUUACUGCUCAUUACAGAGGCAUUAGAUCAUCUUAGAGAAAUCAGACUGUAAAGGUUUAGCAGUUGCCUUCCAUUUUACACCAUGAAGAGGACUGCUUGGUUUUCAUUCUGUUUUUCUUUACUGAAAGCAACAUAAAUGGUGGACAGGCAAGUCAGAGGUCCUGCCAGCAUCCUGCUGUUUACUCAGAACUACAAAAGAAGGGUACAGAAAACUCCUAUCUUAAGUUCAGAAGUGUUUUAAAAGGAAAAGCUUGUAUAAAUUAUGUGAAAUACAAAGAAGCUGUUUUGCAUACAUGUGAGCUAUUUUGUUCAUGGAGUUGGUGGAGCUAUGUUGCUUGUUGGUGUUUUUUAAUGACAUAAAUGUCCUAUCUUCAUAUUUAUAACAUAUUUUCAAAUAUAUUCUAUAUAGAGAGGCCCAAUUUUAAACUCAAAUGGAAAAUUAACAUCCUUGAAAUUGGUCUCAUUCUGAUU
Myiozetetes cayanensis is the source of this 1909-nucleotide messenger RNA. RefSeq names its product angiotensin II receptor type 1 (gene AGTR1). The coding region runs from base 272 to 1351 and encodes 359 amino acids. NCBI's taxonomy places the organism in Eukaryota, Metazoa, Chordata, Aves, Passeriformes, Tyrannidae. The record is from RefSeq and is a predicted model, not a curated record. Gene Ontology annotation, molecular function: angiotensin type II receptor activity. Gene Ontology annotation, cellular component: membrane. Gene Ontology annotation, biological process: immune response; regulation of vasoconstriction; G protein-coupled receptor signaling pathway. The transcript is spliced from 3 exons.